UGUUCCAAACUCACUUGUUAACUCUCUCUCUCUCUCUCUAAACUUAUUUUCUUGAGCUUCACUUGAAUCCCUAAAUUUUAUGUUUUCACACUCUUUGUUUUGACAAAAUGGCUCUAAAAAAGUUAGACAACGAGCUGCCACCGUUAGUGGGAACGCCGCCGGUGGUGGUGGUGGUGGAGCGACGGCACUCCACACAUAGCUCACUAGAAACUCUGGUGGUGGUUUUAGCAGUCAUCACAAUCAUAGGAGUUAUUGCCGGCAUCAUUGCGCGGCUCUGUGGUGGACGGCAUUUCGGUGGCUCUGGGGAAAAUGACAUUGAGGGGUGGAUAGAAAAGAAGUGCAGAAGCUGCAUUGACGCUGGCAUUCCGGCCUCGGCGGCGCCACCGAAAGAAGAACCAAAGCCAGCACCGCCGCCGAAGGAAGAAGACAAGAAGUGAAAAAUAGCUGUUUCGGCAUGUUUGGUAAUUUACAUUAGACAGUAUUAUAUAUAUUAAAAAAAAAAGGUUUAAAUUAUUGUUUUGCGUAGAACUAUUCUCUACAAUUUAAUAGUGUUUGCCAAGUAUGUACUUAGGGAGUUAGAUUAUGAUACAGAAAUAUAUACAUAUAUAUAGGACUGUUCAUUUUUUUGAAACUAUUUACAAUUUUAUC
Olea europaea var. sylvestris is the source of this 648-nucleotide messenger RNA. RefSeq lists its product as uncharacterized. The record is from RefSeq and is a predicted model, not a curated record. The coding region runs from base 108 to 437 and encodes 109 amino acids. The transcript has a single exon. NCBI's taxonomy places the organism in Eukaryota, Viridiplantae, Streptophyta, Magnoliopsida, Lamiales, Oleaceae.